AAGUGGGCGCUCAUUCGCUUCCGGGCCCGGCCGCCAUUUCCAGCGGUUGUAGCUUCUCACGGGUUGUAAUCCGCUGGGACAAUGAGCUAUGACUACCAUCAGAGCUGGGGCCGCGAUGGCGGGCCCCGCAGCUCCGGCGGGGGUUAUGGAGGAAGCUAUGGAGGAGGCCGUGGAGGAGGCCAUGGGGGGAACCGAGGUUCCGGAGGUGGCGGCGGCGGCGGCGGCGGAGGAGGGGGUGGUCGAGGCGGCCGAGGCCGACAUCCCGGGCACCUGAAAGGCCGCGAAAUCGGCUUGUGGUAUGCGAAGAAACAAGGACAGAAAAAUAAGGAAGCGGAAAGGCAGGAGAGAGCCGUAGUGCAUAUGGAUGAACAUCGAGAAGAACAAAUUGUUCAGCUGUUACAUUCUGUGCAAGCUAAGAGUGAUAAAGAUUCAGAAGCACAAAUAUCCUGGUUUGCUCCUGAAGAUCACGGGUACGGUACUGAAACUCCUGCUGAAAACAAACAAAACUCAGUAAAGAAAAUCGAGAAUCAGGAAAAAAAAUUGAUAAAUCAAGAAAAGAGGCCGUUUAGAAUCAGGGACAAAUAUAUUGACCGCGAUUCUGAAUAUCUCUUGCAAGAAAAUGAACCGGAUGUAACUUUAGACCAACAAUUACUGGAGGAUUUACAAAAGAAAAAAACUGACCUUCGAUAUAUUGAAAUGCAGCAUUUCAGGGAAAAGCUGCCUUCCUAUGGAAUGCAAAAGGAAUUGGUAAAUAUGAUCGAUAACCAUCAGGUCACAGUAAUAAGUGGUGAAACUGGUUGUGGAAAAACCACCCAAGUUACUCAGUUCAUUUUGGAUAACUACAUUGAAAGAGGAAAAGGGUCUGCAUGCCGAAUAGUUUGUACUCAGCCGAGAAGAAUUAGUGCCAUUUCAGUUGCAGAGAGAGUGGCUGCAGAAAGGGCAGAAACUUGUGGCAAUGGUAAUAGUACUGGAUACCAAAUUCGUCUCCAGAGUCGGUUGCCAAGGAAACAGGGUUCUAUCCUAUAUUGUACAACAGGAAUCAUCCUUCAGUGGCUUCAGUCAGACCCGCAUUUGUCUAGUGUUAGUCACAUUGUGCUUGAUGAAAUCCAUGAGAGAAAUCUACAGUCAGAUGUCUUAAUGACUGUUAUUAAAGAUCUUCUCAGUUAUCGACCUGACUUGAAAGUAGUAUUGAUGAGUGCAACAUUGAAUGCUGAGAAAUUUUCAGAAUAUUUUGGUAACUGUCCAAUGAUACAUAUACCUGGUUUUACUUUCCCGGUUGUGGAGUAUCUUUUGGAAGAUAUAAUUGAAAAAAUAAGAUAUGUUCCAGAACAAAAAGAACUCAGAUCCCAGUUUAAGAGGGGUUUCAUGCAAGGGCAUGUAAAUAGACAGGAAAAAGAAGAAAAAGAAGCAAUCUAUAAGGAACGCUGGCCAAGUUAUUUAAGAGAACUCAGAAAAAAGUAUUCUGCAAGUACUGUAGAUGUUAUGGAAAUGAUGGAUGAUGAUAAAGUUGACCUGAAUUUGAUUGCUGCCCUUAUUCGAUACAUUGUUUUGGAAGAAGAGGAUGGUGCAAUAUUGGUCUUUCUGCCAGGCUGGGACAAUAUCAGCACUUUACAUGAUCUCUUGAUGUCACAAGUGAUGUUUAAAUCAGACAGGUUUCUUAUUAUACCUUUACAUUCACUGAUGCCUACAGUUAACCAGACACAGGUAUUUAAAAGAACCCCUCCUGGUGUUCGGAAAAUAGUAAUUGCCACCAACAUUGCAGAGACUAGCAUUACCAUAGAUGAUGUAGUUUAUGUGAUAGAUGGAGGAAAAAUAAAGGAGACACACUUUGAUACACAGAACAACAUCAGUACAAUGUCUGCUGAGUGGGUUAGUAAAGCUAAUGCCAAACAAAGGAAAGGUCGAGCUGGAAGAGUUCAACCUGGUCAUUGCUAUCAUCUGUAUAAUGGUCUUAGAGCAAGCCUUCUAGAUGACUAUCAACUACCAGAAAUUUUGAGAACACCUUUGGAAGAACUUUGUUUACAAAUAAAGAUUUUAAGACUAGGGGGAAUUGCUUACUUUCUAAGUAGGCUAAUGGAUCCACCAUCGAAUGAAGCAGUGUCACUCUCCAUAAAACAUCUGAUGGAACUGAAUGCUCUGGAUAAACAAGAAGAAUUGACACCUCUUGGAGUCCACUUAGCACGAUUACCAGUUGAGCCACACAUUGGAAAAAUGAUUCUUUUUGGAGCUCUGUUCUGCUGCUUAGAUCCAGUACUCACCAUUGCUGCUAGUCUCAGCUUCAAAGACCCCUUUGUGAUUCCAUUGGGGAAAGAAAAGGUUGCAGAUGCAAGAAGAAAGGAAUUGGCAAAGGAUACUAAAAGUGACCACCUCACAGUUGUGAAUGCAUUUGAGGGCUGGGAAGAAGCUAGACGACGUGGUUUCAGAUAUGAAAAAGACUAUUGCUGGGAAUAUUUUCUGUCUUCAAACACACUGCAGAUGCUGCAUAACAUGAAAGGGCAGUUUGCUGAGCAUCUUCUUGGAGCUGGAUUUGUACGCAGUAGAAAUCCUAAAGAUCCAGAAUCUAAUAUAAAUUCAGAUAAUGAGAAGAUAAUUAAGGCUGUCAUCUGUGCUGGUUUAUAUCCCAAAGUUGCUAAAAUCCGACUAAAUUUGGGUAAAAAAAGAAAAAUGGUGAAAGUUUACACAAAAACUGAUGGACUAGUUGCUAUUCAUCCUAAAUCUGUUAACGUGGAGCAAACAGAGUUUCACUACAACUGGCUUAUCUAUCACCUGAAGAUGAGAACAAGUAGUAUAUACUUGUAUGACUGCACAGAAGUUUCCCCAUACUGUCUCUUGUUUUUUGGAGGUGAUAUUUCCAUCCAGAAGGAUAGUGAUCAGGAAACUAUUGCUGUAGAUGAAUGGAUUAUCUUUCAGUCUCCGGCAAGAAUUGCCCAUCUUGUUAAGGAAUUAAGAAAGGAACUAGAUAUCCUUCUGCAAGAGAAGAUUGAAAGCCCCCAUCCUGUAGACUGGAAGGACACUAAAUCCAGAGACUGUGCAGUACUCUCAGCUAUUAUAGACUUGAUCAAAACACAGGAGAAAGCAACUCCCAGGAACUUGCCGUCACGAUUCCAGGAUGGAUAUUACAGCUGACAGCUUUUCUGUGGUGGUCUGAAAAGUCAAUUUGACAGCCAUUUUCCAUCAUGGUUUAACUUUUGGCUUGAUGCCAAACCCUAGGACAUGAAUACUUUUCAUGUGUAAGGUAGAAACCUUCAGUAGAUAGUAAAGACUUACUGUGCAUGAGUUAACAAUGUUAUCUGUAGCUAUUAUAAAUAUUUAAAAAAACAGUAUGUUCUGAUUAUAUACUCUGUAGUGGACAUGCCCACAUUUUGAGAAUAUUCCUCUUACAUAUUUUGAAUGUAGUACCACUUGAAAAAUUCCUUUGUUCUGUUAUGAAAUACUACUCUCUCUCUGCCCAUAAUGAAUAUCGAACCAGUAAAAAUACAAUGGUUAGCCAAAAAGCAGUGUCAAAUAAGGACUUGAACAUAUCCACAUUUUUUCCUAAUGAAACUUCUAUCAGAAGUAAAUUAAUUUGUUCUAAUUAAGCCCAGUAUUUAAUAAAAUGUACAGUGUAUAAAUCUGAGCUAGCUUUUUGGCUUGGUUUCUGCAUCUCCAUCUAUCAAUUUGUUGAUUUGAUGUUUUUUAUCUAUUUGUACCCUUUUUACAUGACCAUGUGCAGUAUAAUGUACCAAUUGAAAGCAUGGGUCUGGAGCCUGACUACCUAAGUUCAAAUUUUAACUCUGUCACUUAACUAGAUGUGUUAGGCGAAUUACUUGUCUUUGUUUCCUUUUCCUUAUCUAUAAAAUACAGGUAACAGUUGUGAGGAUUAAAUAUGUUAACAUACAUAAAGUGCAUAGUUUAGUGUCUGGCAUGUACUGUGUAUUCACUAAAUCUUGGCUAUUUGUCCCUGAAAUAUUUUAAUAACAAUCCAUUAUGUUAUGCUCCCCCCACCCCAUCCAUGCUCUGAGUGCUAUUUUACCUUCUCAGCCAGUGGAAGCUAAUGUGACAGGUGCUGUAUGUUUUCAACCCUGUGAGAUUUUGACAAAUACUGUUGGUUGCUAUCCAGCAGUCAUUUUGUCUCUCUUUUCCCGCUUGUUUGUUCCCUCUCUGUGCAGGUUUGUGCCCCUGGAUGUUGGACCCUCUUCUGGGGAUUGGAUUGUUCUAAGCCAAUUGUGCAUGGUCUUAUUCCCUUUAUAAGUAACAGAUGAGGCAUGAAUAUGUGAAUCUGUCCUGGCCAAUGGCAGCUAAGAACAGAUCUGCAAGGGGACAUCUGAGAAAGUUUUUACUCGCUCAUAGAGAGGGGAAAUCUAAGCUCCUCCCUUGGACAUUGUUUUGUCUGAAUCUGGCACUUGGAAGUGCCGCAGCUGUCUCAGGAUCACAAGGCUGGCUCUGUGAGCAGGUGAACAUUACCAGAGUCCUUUAAAAUGUUAGUGAGCUGCUGAAUUAUCCAACUCUGCAACUGCCUUGCACAUGGACUCUGACUUAAUAAACCCUUCAUUGUUCUAGCUUCUUUUAGUAGGGUCUUUUGAAUAAAUAGGCAGAAAGCGUAAUAACUGAAGCACAUACUGUCCAUCAUUGCUGAGGACUCUAUUUCUACCAUUUAAUUUGUGAUCUAACAGUUUGACCCUUAUGUCUGAGAAAAGCUGUAGAAGUUAAAUUACUGGACAUACUGCUAAAAGAAACAUAGGAAGAACAAACAGCCUGCUGCAUCCUAAAAACUGCAGAUUUUAUUGUUGCCUUCCAAAGAAGUCAAAGGAAAGGAGUAUCGUACAAUGACUGGGAUGGAUUAAUAAAGCUCUGAAGAUCUUAACAGCACUGGUUCAGGUACUGCUGUCAUUUCUGGGAAUGUUAUGUCAUCUUACCAUUGGCUUUCAAGGUUUUCAAUGCAUUUGUGUGUUCUGAGUCCAUUUUCUUGUCUAGUAUCCCCAAAGUGAUCUCCCUCUCACUGAAUUUUUGUAUAGAGCCGUAUUAUGGCAUAUCUUAGGCCUAAACUCGAUGACCAUUAGGUCCUGUUUGUUCUAUAAUAAUAUUGAUGUUUGUGCCCCUUUCUCUACUUUUGCCUUGCUUUUACUAUCCAUUUUUAAAUGAAGUCAGUUGGUGAAAAUGGUCUUGGUGGAAAGCAUUUAAAGAAUCUGUAAAAACAGAUCACUAGUUAAUUGGUUCCAUGUCACGCACCAAUAUUUCAUCUCCAUAAGUGGAGAUAUGUUUCCAAAGAAUUGUUUAACGGAUGAACUAUUGAGAGAGAUUAAAGCAGUUAUUAUUAUCCCCAGUUUA
Messenger RNA from Phacochoerus africanus (Common warthog), 5307 nucleotides. RefSeq names its product DEAH-box helicase 36 (gene DHX36). The record is from RefSeq and is a predicted model, not a curated record. Bases 82 to 3126 code for a protein of 1014 amino acids. Lineage: Eukaryota; Metazoa; Chordata; Mammalia; Artiodactyla; Suidae. Gene Ontology annotation, molecular function: DNA helicase activity; G-quadruplex RNA binding; ATP binding. The transcript is spliced from 25 exons. Gene Ontology annotation, cellular component: nucleus; intracellular anatomical structure; cytoplasm.